Molecule: messenger RNA, 2132 nt
Organism: Neodiprion fabricii
Lineage: Eukaryota; Metazoa; Arthropoda; Insecta; Hymenoptera; Diprionidae
Product: LIM domain transcription factor LMO4.1
Exons: 4
Coding region: 109-747 (212 amino acids)
Source: RefSeq, a predicted model, not a curated record
GGCGGCGGUCCCACGACGACGCCGGACCUUCCCAGCCCCCACUCGCCUUCGCACGGGGCACCGACGGACCCCGGCGUACCUUACACGACGUUAACCGGUAGUCAAGGAAUGCCCAGUAACGGGCAUCAUCACGGUGCCGGAGGUGGAAUGAUCGGGGAACACCCUCAUCAUCCCGGACAUCCUCACCCUCAUCAUCCAGGUCAUCCCGCGUACGCGCCCGUCAACCAUAACAACAACUGCACGCUGAAGCAAGAAGAAGGUCCCGGAGGACCGACGAGUAUACAGCAAUGUGCGGGGUGUGGUGGUCGCAUAGUGGAACGGUGGCUCCUGCUCGCUCUGGACCGUUACUGGCACAACGGAUGCCUAAAAUGUACCUGUUGCGGUGCAGCGUUGGCUGAGAUCGGCCGCAGCUGUUUCACGAAGGGCAAUAUGAUCCUCUGCAAGAAUGACUACACUCGACUCUUCGGAAGCACCGGGGCCUGUGCCGGAUGUUCGCAAACGAUACCGGCCAGUGACUACGUCAUGAGAGCCGGCGGCGCGGUCUUUCACCAGAAAUGUUUCACCUGCAGUAAAUGCGGAACGCAGCUUUUCUCCGGUGACAGAUACGGCCUCGGUCUGUCCGGAGCGCCGGUGUGCGAAACGGAUUGGCACAAAAUGGUGAAAUCGGCCGGGGUAGGCGCCAGCGGUAACGGCGGCGCCCCGGUGAGGAAAGGAAAAGUUGGGAGGCCGAGAAGAAGCAGAGACUGAGCCGCCAACCCGGUCGGUCGCCCUAAGAAGGUCCAAGCCUCAGUCCAGCCGACACCUACCUCAUCGUCGACGGUUGUACAGCCCCUACAGCACCAGGUAGACGUUGUUGACGUAGGCGUCGGAGUCGGGGGUGAGACCUACUCUCCGCCACCGCCGGGUCCUCAGAACAACUUUGGUCAACAUAAUCACCAGCACCAUCAUCAGCACCUUCAGCACCAGCUUCAACAGCAGCAGCAGCAGCAACAGCAGCAGCAUCACCACCAUCACCACCACCAUCACCAAAUGAUUGUCCCGCUUCAUCAUCACCCGGGUAUUUCGGGUGCCCAGCAUCAUCAUCACGCGACUUAUCGGGAAUGGAGCCAUUGGUCCGAGCCCUGUGACUGAAGACGUCGUUAAUUUUAUUUAAUCAAACUGAACCGUUCAAUGGUGCAAAGGUAUAUUGCGUAUACAUUUUUUUUUUUCCGUUUCGUUUUGUCUUGAUUUUUUUUUUUUAUUUUUUGUUUGUAUCACUUUUUAAAUCAACAUUCAUUUUGAAAUUUUCCCAUUUCGCUUUUCUUCUUUUUUUCUGUCAAACCCCCGUCCCUCCGUUUUCGAUCCUAUUUUAAAACGUAUCGUAAGAAACCAAAGUGAAAUUAUGCAGUGACACCAGUGAUCACGAACUGAUAUUUUUCCGUUAUAUAUCGCAACGUCGUGAUCGUUUAUAUGGUGCGUGAGAAGAGGGGAAGAAAGAAAGAGAAAAAAAAUUGGAGAAAACUGUUCAAUUUUGUGUUUCUCUCUCUUUUCCUAACUUUAGAAACUACAAUACAAAAAAUAAAUGAGUUUUGUUGACUUCUCCUUGUUUCCGAAGGUGUUUUCAACCUGUUUUGAAUGGAAUUUUCGUUUGAUCGCGAUCACCACAUAACCGUGUGCAAAAGAGAAGGUGAGAGUUAGUGUGAGAGAGAGAGAGAGAAAGAGAGAGAGAGAGAGAGCAAGAGAAAAUUCGUCAUUUACAUGUUGCAUGCACAUCUUUUUCGAAUCUCGCCGAUUCAUUAUUAUAAUUUCACUCAUAUACUUACCUACUGCGAUUAACAGUCAAAGACGUAAAAAUAAAGUUUAAUACAUAGAUAAAUCAAUCAAUCAGUCAAUCAAUCAAUCAAUCAGUAAAUUAAUCAAUUAAUGACGUCACUGUGAAAAAAUAAACGUGCGUCAAGAAUCCUGAGUACCGUAUAAGUUGUGUCGUGAUUAUUUGCGGUAUCGCGCAGGAAUGAUUUGUCACACAAUUUCUCUAUAACCGCGCGAACGAAAAGUUAUCAUCGUUCGCUGCGUAUUAAAUGCAAAGGUAGGUUACUAAAUAGUCUAAAAAAAAAAAGACAAGCAAACAGGCAAAAAAAAAAAAAAAAAACAAA